Molecule: messenger RNA, 1467 nt
Organism: Lucilia cuprina (Australian sheep blowfly)
Lineage: Eukaryota; Metazoa; Arthropoda; Insecta; Diptera; Calliphoridae
Exons: 8
Coding region: 1-1467 (488 amino acids)
Source: RefSeq, a predicted model, not a curated record
AUGAAAUGUGGUCUUAGUCCUACUAUCAAUAAUUUUGGACGUAUCGGAGUUUUAGCACAACCCGAAUACAUAAAUGUAUUUGUGGCAAAUGCUCUACGUUUUGUUAUACAAAAUGUUUUUGUCAAUAUUACCAAUGAUUUUGUCUUUACACUAUCAACUGGUGGAGGUGCGGUUGGUUUUUGGUUUAAUGAUAUAAUGACCAAAUUAUUUGCAACUUGGAGUUUUUUGGCCGUACAGCUGGUAAUAUCGGAUAAAAGAACAAAAUAUAUAGAAGUGCCGGGAAAACGUUAUUGUAAUAUGAUUAUGAUAGAUUCGUUUAGAAGCCUGGAGAAAACACAUAUUGCGGAAUAUAAUAAAAAUUCUGAUGGUUUGGAGUAUUAUUUUAUAUUCCUUCAGAUACGUGAUAAGUUACUUGAAAGGGAAAUGCAAAUGAUUUUUAGAUAUUGUUUUGAUAACUAUUGGAUACAUUGCAAUAUUAUGGUGCAAACGGAAAGUUAUUGCUUUCAGACACAACCGGAAGUAAUAAAUAAAUUUGUAGAUGAACGUUUUGAGAACGAUGUAAUGUUUCCAAAUAAAUUAAGAAAUUUUAACAAAUGUUCUUUAAAAUUAACCACUUGGAAUAUACCACCGUUUGUAAUUAAUGGCACGGGAUUUCAACAUACAGAUCAUAUUGAUAUGAUUUCCAUAGAUACAUAUCAUAAGAAUCAAACUCCUGCAAUUAUACCCAUGAGUAUGCUCAAACAUCGUGAGACCAACAUAACUAUGGGUUAUUUUCGACGUACAGCUUUAAGAGAUCAACUUGCUUCCGCCCAGUUAUGUCACUUAUUAUCUGCCAUUUGUAGCUUGAUUUAUUUGUUUAUUGUUUUACUAAACUGGUUAAAUGCUAAAAAUCGCAUAGUACAAAAUUUUCAAAUACAUCAAGUCUUUAUAGGUAUGCCUAUAAAAAAUCUUCCCAAGGAUAGCUCAAAAAGAAUACGCCUAAUGGUUAUGCUUGUGACCUCCUUCAUUUUACGUUCUGUUUAUCAAUCGCUACUUUUUCAUCUAUUUCGUACCCAUUUCUAUGAGUCACCACCGGUUACUCUAGAUGGUUUAGUGGCCCAAGGCUAUAAAGCGGACAGGUCUCUGCCUUUACUUAUCAUCCACAGUACUAAUGAAAUGUAUCCUUUGUAUUUUUUGGUAGUUAAUCAAGAUAAAAAUUUUAUAGCCAUGUCCAUUUUCGAAUUCACUUUAUUCUAUGCUCUCGGUAUAUUAUCUCCGAAAAAUGCCUUGCAGAUCUUACCCAUUAAUGUAAAUGAACAGCAAAUUGGUUUCUAUUUUGUGAAGCAUUCGUAUUUGGUUGAUCAAUUUAAUAAUUAUAUUUUAUAUUUUCAACAAGCUGGUCUCUUGCAAAAAUGGAAAGAAUGGUCUAACAUGGAACAUCUAAAAAAGGUUCUAAAACUGUUCUUCAUUCUUAGACGUCGUUAUUGA